Patiria miniata (bat star) is the source of this 4804-nucleotide messenger RNA. RefSeq names its product carboxyl-terminal PDZ ligand of neuronal nitric oxide synthase protein-like. The record is from RefSeq and is a predicted model, not a curated record. NCBI's taxonomy places the organism in Eukaryota, Metazoa, Echinodermata, Asteroidea, Valvatida, Asterinidae. The coding region runs from base 284 to 2452 and encodes 722 amino acids. The transcript has 10 exons. Gene Ontology annotation, molecular function: nitric-oxide synthase binding.
AGCUGCCAUAGGCAUAGCAUGCACUAGUGAGCUGAUGAUGGCAGAUGAAUGAAUGAGAGAAUUUGACGGUUUCGUGACAGCUACGGAGCUCAAAACUCAGGAACAAAAUACACAAUUUCGGCUGCAGAGAUUACACUAGAAUUCCAGCAUGGACAGCCCACCUCCCACGGUCCCCUGAGGAAGCUUCACACCCAGUCAGCCAACACCGUUUCAUGGUCAAGGCCGCGGCGGUGGAUUGAUCAGACUCUGGGACUGAGAGCCGUGCGAGAGAAGCGCUGCCGAGAUGCCCUCCAAGAAGAACAAGUACAACUUGGUGGAGGAUGCUUACGACACUCGCAUCCCACUGCACAGUGAGGAGGCAUUUCAACAUGGGAUUGGAUUCUCAGCCAAGUAUAUCGGCACGCUUGAUGUUCCACGCCCGAGCAGCAGAAUGGAGAUUGUCACCGCCAUGCGGAGAAUCCGGUAUGAAUUCAAAGCCAAGGCCAUCCGCAAGAAGAAAGUCGUCCUCACGAUCUCGGUGGAUGGCAUCAAAGUCACCCUCCGGAAGAAAAAGAAGAAAAAGAAAUCUUGGGAUUGGGAUGACGAGAAACUGCUGAUCAUGCAUCACCCUGUUUACAGGGUCUUCUAUGUCUCACACGACUCCCAGGACCUAAAAAUCUUCAGCUACAUUGCCCGCGACGGCCAGACGAAUAUCUUCAAGUGCAAUGUCUUCAAAUCACAUAAGAAGAGUCAAGCUAUGCGCAUUGUGCGCAGCAUUGGCCAAGCCUUCGAGGUGUGCCACAAGCUGAGCGUCCAGCACGCGUCCACAACAGGUGACGGACAGGCCGACGGAGAGAGCGACAAACAGGGUGAGGAACAGGCUACCGAACCCAGCCCCGCCCACAAUCGAGCGGUGGAUGGGGGCAACGAGGCCAAGCCCCGCCCACUCUCGUUAGAUGUCACUAAGGAAGCACCCAAGACGGAUGACCAGGGCGUCAAGAUGCCAGAACGGCCGGCCAGUGCUCAGCCUGAGAUGAUGAGCAAGCAUCCAUUCUUUGUGACGCACGCACAGCAGAGGUUCUCAGCCUUUGUCCCGCCGGUGGGCAUGGGCUACGACGAAGCCAGCAUGUCUCACAUGGCGUCGCUGUCGCUCUACCACCAGCGCCAACUCUUACAGCAGCAGCUGCAGCAGCAGGAAGCCCAGACGCAGGUCGCUCUGGCCCAGGUGCAGCUGCUGAAAGACCAGCUGUCGGCCGAGACCUCAGCCAGGAUGGAGUCGCAGGCACGAAUUCACCAACUCAUGGUCCACAACCGUGAGCUCCUGAUGCACCAACAAGAACUCGUCCUACACAUCCAGGAGCUGGAGAUGAAACUCAACGGUACCUCGCCCAGCCCCGGUAACCCAUUUGUCAACAUGCAGACACAAAAAUCCCAGCCCAGCGAGAUAACCACGCCCAGAUCAGGUGGGAUCCUCCUGCCGGAAUUCCCUUCCUUAGCGGACAGUCUGCCGUUUGAUCUGGUGGACCAGAACCCCGAGGAACCAGAGCCGGAGGACCUGUUUGACAACUACGAGGCCAUCAAAAAACAUCGGGAGGAGAUGAAACAGAUGAACAUAUCCCAGAGGCAACCUGGGGAUCGGAGUAGCGGCAGCACGUCAGACAGUAACAACGAUCUCUUCAGCCAAGGCCCGAUCCUCCCGGACGGCCACAACGUCGACGACUACGACGAUGACAACUUCAUGAAUGAGAGCCAAGAGGAGCUGGUCACAACCAGCUUGAAGAAGCUGAACAUUCUCUCAGACCCUCCGGAGGGGGACAGCUUCGGCCCGGCUGACCGGGACAUGUUUGACACGCCGACAAUCGAGCGGCCAAAAAAGAUGGGGAAGGAGCUAACAUCGACACCCAACGAUGGCAUCCGGGUGAUCGUGCCAGUACCCAUGCAGGACUCGACGGGGAACAGGCUGGAGCUUAACGUCUCUCCGGUAGCAGAGGCUCCAGGAGUUAAAUCCCCAAAACAACGUCGCCGGCAUCAUCACAGCAGCAAGCCACAUCAGCAGAAACAACAAGAACAGCAGCAGCAACAGUAUCCAAACUUGUUUGAGACAUCCAACAACAACAACAGCAGCGGAGUGACGGAUUCCUCGGGGACGUUAACCGAGCGGUCGCCUCUCAACCUCAACUUCAACCACAACUCCAGGGGCCAGAGUCUCUCUGAUUCCCGACUGACGGACGCCGGCAACCACUUCACCAAGCUCGCCCUGCAUUCCACAUCUCUCAACAUCCAAAGCCCUGGUGUGCUGUCUGACGGAAGCCUGAGCCCACACGGCAAUGAGCUGUCCAUUCCAGACACUAAACUCCACAUUAGUUUCUCUGACGAUGAAAACACAGAGAACUCAGAAGAUUCUGGCGUUCCCCGGCCGCCCAGGGCGCUGGAAUCCUUGAACUUUGAUGAGUUGGAAGUUUUGGAGACGUAGAAAAGCCCAGCAAUUGGCUCUACCAUUAUUCAUUGGAUUGUCAGAAACCACGUGGUGUAUUACACACUAUUGCUUCUGAAAACUGUGGCAGUAGUGUUUGUUAAUAAUAGGCCAACAGUUUCAGAUGGUACAAUGGCUAAUGGGUUAUAAGGGUCAAACUUGCAACAUCUGAAUCCUGGACCCAAUUUCACGGAGUUGCUAUAAAACAGAAAUUUGUUUAUGGGCUAGUAGUUGUAGGAUUCUGAAUAACUUGUUUACAACCUGAUAACAUCAUUGGGGGAAGAUCCUGGAGAGUUGUUCAGAAUCCUGCAACUCCUCAUACCACUGACCAGAAUAAUGUGCACAUAUAUGGUCACCAGUUUGUGACUAAAGUUUGUAAUUAAAUUUAAAGUGUAGCACUGAAUCCUUGGUGUGUACCGAUGAGCACAUGCCAAUAUUCCCACCCAACUCAUGAUAUACAUUGAACCCUCACCGCUUUGUGCAGAAUCUUCUGCAACUAUUCUUUGCCCGGUUUACGGGAGUCAGAGCUAUGAAAUUGGGUCCUGUAAAUUGUAGGGCCGUUGUGGACUUUUUAAAGUUACUGUUGAAAAUGGCAUUAUAAACUACUCAGGCAUGCAUGUAACAACUCAAUUAAGAAUUCUACAGCUUAAAAAUUAUGACAUGAAAAGUAAAUACAAAAUCUAGGAGGAAGGUUGGGCAAGUACCAUGAGUCAACUGGUGGUUGAUUCUCAACGCAACUUACGUUUGCACACCAACAGCAAUGUGUGAACAACUCCUGUCAUACGCUGGUGAAAAUGUCAUCACGAAACUUUUGAAUCCUGGUUCCCUGCUGUGUAUUAUGAUACAUGCAGCCAUUGGCAACCAACGAUGCAACCAUGCACCGGGCUUCGGCUCCAACUAUUUGAGUAGUCCGACCAUUCUGUAUUGGAGUGAAGUUAGACAAACUGUGGUUAACCAAAGUCCUCACCCUAACUUGCUCUCGGAGUAAUUGCAGAAUACCCCGCCACUCGGAAAUACACCCCUAAAAUCUCUGGCUACGAGGUUGGAAUCACUGGAAAAAAUUCUAAGUCCAAACCAACCACCCUGUUGGCGGCUACGCGGAUACGGAGUGGGAGUGCAGUGGAGCAUGACGCAUAGUAUAUAAAGUAGUGCUGAGAAGGUUUACAGACAAGGGAACUAGACAAGCCAAUGUAAGAAGCUCCGAGCUGUCUGCACCUGCCUCUAUUAUAAGGUGAACCAUUUGAGUAAAUUGACACGGGCUGGCAAAGAAGGGUCCCUUGCCAUUGGAACAAAAGUUGUGCCCCACCGAUUUGUAUUAUGAAAAGUGGUCUGUAAGUCUGCUCCACAAAAUGCUUGGUUGGCGCUUGAAAAUUGCUAAGUAAUUGUACACUGUGUAUAUUAUGCUGUAUGUGGCAGGCAGCCAUCUUGAAUUGUGAAUGUUUCUUGUUCUGCAUGUUUGCAUGGAUAAGUCUUGUCUGCCUGUGGAUGACUGUUGAGCUGUGAUGGAUUUUGUCAUCAAUGGCUCUACUCUACAGAUCUUGGAUAUUUUUUUUUCCAUUUCCGUCUUCUCGAGGGGAAACCCUUGAUCUGGCUAGCUAGCUGCAUGUGUCAAGGUACAUGAACAAGUCAAUGACUUUUGACUGAGAAUAAGCAUACAUGUUAAAGGUCUAGCGGUAAAGAGAAGCAGUUUUCGAGAUGGUCAGUGUAAACAUGUUGUUUUAGACUUUGUUGAUACUGAGGUGAUUCUAGGCUAGAAUUUGAACUCUUUUUGAAAUUGCCUCCAAAACAUGUAAAUUACUGUGCAUGUAUGUAUAUAUUCUGUUAAAUUACUAGUAUUACGUGCUCUCGGUAGCUACGGUACAUGGACUCUCUGUAUGAAGAAUAGAUGGCACUUAAAUUUGCGACCGCUAUCAAGAGCCCAAUGGGAGCAGUGGGAGGGUGUGCAAAAGUAUGCGUGACAAAUUUUUUUCAACAUGUGCACAAUAGAGCUGUCUCGAAUAUACCGAAUAUUCAAAUAUUCUAUCGUCAACCGAAUGUUAGAAAAAAGUACGCACAUACACAUACACACAUCUCUGUAAACACCGGCAAAUCAUGGUUCCUGGACCCCCUAUUGUCCCUAAUCCUCAUUCCUUUUUUUGUACUUUUAACUUUUUAGCAACAGCUCUCAUUGGUUUUGUACAUGGACAAUCGGUCAUUCGUGGACGUAUUGUCUUAGGUCCACGAUUGCCGGUGUUUACAUUCUCGCACAUUCUUGUUUCGCAGUUGUGGGGACAAACACUCGUUGCUACGAGAUAUUUGUAGGGACCCAAAACGCUGUGGGGACAGCAGAAAGUCCCCAUUACUCGGUCCUAA